This is a messenger RNA of Balaenoptera acutorostrata (minke whale), 3213 nucleotides long. RefSeq names its product metabolism of cobalamin associated B (gene MMAB). Gene Ontology annotation, molecular function: corrinoid adenosyltransferase activity. NCBI's taxonomy places the organism in Eukaryota, Metazoa, Chordata, Mammalia, Artiodactyla, Balaenopteridae. Bases 38 to 763 code for a protein of 241 amino acids. The transcript is spliced from 10 exons. The record is from RefSeq and is a predicted model, not a curated record.
GCCUGGCAGGGUCAGUCCCCUACCAGAGCCCUGGAGCAUGGCUGUGUGGGGCCUGGGAGGUCGCCUUGGCUUGCGCGGGUGCCUCUGCGCCCGCAAGCUAUUGUGUCCCCGUUUCCAGAGCCGCGGCCCCCAGGGCGUGGAAGACGGGGACAGGCCACAGCCUUCCUCGAAGACACCCAAGCUCCCCAAGAUCUACACCAAAACAGGAGACAAAGGGUUUUCCAGCACCUUCACUGGAGAAAGGAGACCGAAAGACGACCAGGUGUUUGAAGCCGUGGGAACUACAGAUGAAUUAAGUUCAGCCAUUGGGUUUGCUAUGGAAUUAAUUGCAGAAAAGGGCCACCCGUUUGUGGAAGAGCUUCAGAAAAUCCAGUGCUCCCUGCAGGAUGUCGGCUCUGCCCUGGCAACACCGCGCUCCUCAGCCAGGGAGGCUCACUUAAGACAUGCCACGUUCGAGGCAGGGCCCAUCUCGGAGCUGGAGCAGUGGAUCGACAGAUACUCCAGCCAGCUGCCCCCGCUCACGGCUUUCAUCCUGCCUUCCGGAGGCAAGAGCAGUGCCGCACUGCAUUUCUGUCGGGCCGUGUGCCGCCGAGCUGAGAGACGCGUGGUGCCUCUUGUCCAGUCCGGUGAGACGGAUGCAAACGUGGCCAAGUUCUUAAACAGACUCAGUGACUAUCUCUUCACAUUAGCCAGAUACACAGCCAUGAAGGAGGGGAAUCCAGAAAAAAUAUACAAGAAAAAUGACUUGUCGGACCGUGUCUGAGGCACGUGGAAAUAAUGGAAAAAGGGAGCUUUGCAGACUCCUCCACAGUGACAACAGGAAAGGAAGACUUUGCCCUCAUGUCCUGAUUCCUGAAGAUCUCACCCAGAGGGGCCAGAAGCUGGUCUUUUGUCCAGGCUCAGCUUCCUUUCAGGGCCCCGCCACUUCCUUCAGGAGCUGAGGCCGGUGGAGAAUCCUGCCCCCUCCCCUGGGCUCUCCUCAGCCUUCCAGGAGGUGGGAAUAAACGCAGUGUUGCAGGAAAGAAAGAUAAAGUGAUUGCUUCAUUGAGGAGCCAUGAAGAAAAAAGAAUAAAAGUGGGAAAGGCUUGGGGGGGGGUGGUGUGUGGUGUGUGUGUGUGGGUGUGUGUGUGUGUGUGUGUGUGUGUGGGUGGGUGGGUGUUGCCCUCCACUGGCAGCUCUGGCUGUCCAAGGAUUUGGAAUGGUACCAGAGGCCCUUGGAAAUGUAACUGUGAUUUACCUGUGCCAAAGGGGCUUUAAAAUGUCACAUUUAUAAAGAGGAAGGCAGACAGGAUUUGGAGUUUAGUCACCUCUGAGCCACUCAUCAAGGGGGAAGGACGGCUGCAGACUGACAGGCGAGGCCUCAGAAACACUUGGACUGAAGUGCGUGUGUGGCGAGGGAGCAGCCCGGAGAAUAAUCUCUAAAGGGGAGCCUUCCUCCAUCAAGGGACGGACACCCCGGGGAGAGGAACACCACCACUUUAAGGAGGGCACGUCCUGCCCAGGCAGGUGGCGUCCAGGGUCAGAGGUGAACUGCGUUCAGCUUCAGACUAUAAGCUCUUAGGUUUCCAGCGAGGCUGACGCAGACCAGACCGACUUCUUUGAUGUUGCACUUGGCUGGUUUAUGCCUCUGAGAUCCAGGCCACAGCUGUAUUUUAUUUCAGUUGUCACUGCUGCUCCCUCCCGCUAUGAAGUGACCUUGCCAGUGCCAGCUGUGUCCUUGGGAAGGGGGAUAUUUGUAAAGGGCGAGGAGGCAGCCCUGAGAACCUGAAGAUUCCACGCCACUAAUUGCAGGAAACAACUUGGGAAGGGCAGGGUCUCACUAACUGUCAGGGCAGAAACGCCCAGUGAACUCCAUCCAGCCAUCAUUUAUUAGCCUGAAGCUCGGAAGGCUGGUCCUUCCAGCCAUCCUUGCCAGCAGUUAGGAAACAUUAAAAUGAUGAGUUUUGUGCUUGCUUUUGCUUUCGUUCUUAACCACCUUACCUGCUCAUUUUGCUGGAGGAACAUCAUAUCUCGUCCCUUCUGGGUCCUUUCGUUCCUGGACUUGGGCAAAGUGGCCGAGGUGCAGGUGACCGUGAGUGAAAGUGAAAACCCUCCAGGAAGUGGCCCCGGCCAGCAGUUGGUGCCAGGUCUGGUGCGUGGUGGGCGCUCGGCCUGUGUGAACAGAACUGAGAACAUUACAGAACAGGCUAAAGGCGGUUCACUGUCGGGCAGGCAGUCAGGCUGGACCGGGGAGGGUUAUGUUCCAAGAGCUCACAGCAGAUCCAUCAAGUGACUAGAUCCUGCCCACAGCUUAGCAUCUUCCCGGAAGGAGCCGGACCUACAUAAUAAAACAACAGUCCCACACUCCCCACCGUAGUGAAACAUCUGCAAAGGACAAGAGAAGUUCUUUGAGUAGAUACAGCGUCCUCACAGGAUGAUCUCUGAAACAAGGCCUUUUCCUGUAGCCAAAUCCCCUCCCCACCAGCCCUUGCUGGGAGGGACUGUUGCAGGCCAGAUGGUAACUCUGGGUUCCCAGGCCCCGCGCCCCCUGCAUCGUCCCUUCCACCAGCAAACAUCCCUGAGAAACAAACACCCCUGAGAAACGUGCAGGUGCAGGCAUGUCCUGUGCCACUGACCUGGGAAGAACUGAGGAGGCCUGCUGGGGAGGGGGGUCGCCCAGGGGACGGGUCAGUUUGAAACUUUGGCUCCUCUGCUGUGCCUUACAUAGCCAUGUGGGAGCUGGAAGCAAAAGGAAAAAUGUGUUCACCCCGCACACUUAUCAAAACAUCCUCCCCGGUCUCGAACCCAGUGGGAAAAGUUAAUGAAAGCUCCGUGAUCGAAACACAUGACUAUACAUAAAGCCCGUUUGCAACCACUGUCAACCCUCGUGAAUGGCUGUCCGCGUCACACAGCAACGCAGGUCGGGAGAGAAAUGGCAGGCUGUUUUUAUGUAUAAUGGUGAUACCUUGUCGAUCAUAGAUUUUGUUUUUGCAUAAAUUUGAUUUUUAAAGAUAUCCCGGUGAGGGACUUCCCUGGUGGUCCAGUGGUUAAGACUUCACCUUCCGAUGCGGGGGGUGUGGGUUCGAUCCCUGGUCAGGGAGCUAAGGUCCCACAUACCUUGUGGCCAAAAAAACCAAAAACAUAAAACAAGCAAUACUGUAACAAAUUCAAUAAAGAUUUUAAAAAUGGUCCACGUCAAAAAAAAAAAAAUCCUAAAAAAAAUACUGCAGUGGA